AUGAUCUCCUCGUCAACAGGGAGUGAGACUGGAGAAACAAUUCUUGGAGCAGAUUACUGGGCGAACAACUUGAUUUCGGCAGUUAAAUUCAUGGAAGCGACGAAGACACUGUGCCAAACUAGCUCUAGUUCAAAGAGAGUUGAUUUCCUCUUAGAGAUCGGGCCACAUUCCCAACUCGACAAACCAAUCAAGGAGACCCUUCAGGCGGUUCUCGGGGAUUCCGGUGUGAUAUCUUACUCCGGCACCUUGAGGCGAGGAUUCGAUGCUCAGGCUCGUCUGCUCGAUACCCUGAGAGUACUGUUCCUUGAAGGGUUUUCUGUGAAUCCAUAUCAGGCAAUUCCUCCAGUUGACUGGAAUGUCUCGGCAAGCCUUCCCGGCUGGUCGUUGGAUUAUCCAACAUCUUCCAGUCAGGAAAUUGACACCUUGAAAGUAGACGGGGAGCAGUUUCGAUCACCCCAGAUCCUGCGAAAAACCUCGUACCUGCAAAUUGACCAAAUAUGGGGUAGACCCAAUCGCUCCAGUCUGAAGAAACAAGCACCGAAAACAGAAAAUGAGAGAAUUCUGCACCACAUAAUGUGCGAGGCAUUCGAUGUUCAGAACCAUCUAAUCGGUACCGAAGACAGCUUCUUUGAACUUGGAGGUGACUCUAUUCUCGCUGUGCGUAUCUCGUCAGCGGCAAGGCGCGCCGGGUUGCUCCUCUCAGUAUCCACAAUCCUUGGCCAUCCGAGAUUGGGUGACAUGGCACAGGCAGCCAAACCCCUCAUUGACGACGAAGAAGUCAGGAUCAAACCGUUCUCACUACUAAAUGUUGAAAUUCCAGACCUGUUGGCUGAAAUCGCUCGCGACUGGGCGGUGAAUGCCUCAGAAAUCGAAGACAUUUAUCCAUGUACAUCACUGCAGGAAGGCCUUAUGGUGAUCACCCAAAGCGACCCGCGCACUUAUACUCAUCAGACGGUCUACAUGCUAUCCCCAACCAUCGACGUGGCAAGGUUCUGCAAGGCUUGGGAACAAACCGUCAAGUGUACCGCAAUCCUCCGUACAACAAUUGUUCCAACGCAAUCCGCGGGGACCUGUCAGGUUGUAACGACACGAGGUAUCGAAUGGCAGUUCCCGUCGAAUGUGGAGGAAUAUUUGCAGUCGGAUUUGGCGAAGGGCGUUGCCUAUGGAGGUCCUCUUGCAAGAUACGCCCUUGCUGAAACUCACGAUGGAUCAACAAAAUUCGUUUGGACUGCCCACCAUGCCCUCUAUGACGGAUGGUCCCUACCUAUGAUUUGGAAAACUGUUGCAGCAAUCUACCAUUCCGAUACUCGUAUCGCCCCCAGCCCGCUGCUGACUGUUCCAUUCAACCGCUUUAUUCGUCACAUACAGACAGCAGACCAUGCAUCCGUGGACGAUUUCUGGCGGACGCAGUUGUCAGGCUCCAUGCCGCCCAAAUUUCCCCAGCUACCCGUUGUGGGCUACCGGCCCCAGGUGAACGAGGUUUUAGCACACCAGUGCAACAUCUCCAGUCUAGAUGGGACUGGUGUCACUCAGUCCACACUCAUCCGGGCGGCAUGGGCGAUAUUGAUGAACGAAUACCAUGAUGGUGGCAAUGAUGUUGUUUAUGGGCUGACAACAAGUGGAAGAAAUGCCGACGUGCCCGGAAUCGGGGAGAUGGUGGCCCCUACUAUCACUACUGUGCCAUUUCGUGUGCGGAUAGAUGUCGACGAGCGUGUAGACGCGUUCCUUCACAGACUGCAAGUCCAGGGAAUCAACAUGAUCCCGUUCGAACAGGCUGGCUUGCAAAACAUUUCAGAGCUCAACUCCGAUUGCCGCCUCGCCUGCGGAUUCCAACAUAUCCUUGUUAUCCAGCCAGGGCAGAAAGAGCAUACUGCCAGCAUCUUCCCUGGGAUCACAUCCAUCCAGGCCACCGAACUGCAUGCCUACGCCUUUACUGUGCAAUGCAUACUGAAUGUUGACAAAGUUACUAUUCGAAUCGAGUUUGAUGAUUUCCUGAUCAGUACUUUCCAGGUUGAACACAUUUGCAGCCAGUUCGAAAAUAUCCUAAAUCAGCUCAUGCUCGACGGAUCACAGUCUGUUGGAGAGAUACGAGCAAUCAGUGAGCUCGAUCUGAAUCAGGUGUUGAAGUGGAAUGCCGGAUUUCCCCUGGUAGAGACACGGUCUGUGACUGCGCUCAUCGAGGCCCAAAUGCAUGCACAACCACACGCUCCGGCCAUCUGUUCUUGGGAUGGUGAUCUUACAUAUCAGCAACUUGAUAGGCUAUCCAAUCGUCUCACUCAUUAUCUGAUUGAGUCAAAUGUCGGGCCGGAAGUCUUUGUGCUGUAUUGCUUUCCCAAAUCCGUAAUGACCAUUAUCGCCAUGAUGGCCAUCAUCAAGGCCGGUGGUGCCGGUGUGCCAUUAGACACCGAAUACCCCAUUGACAGAAUAAAGGGGAUUGCUGGAGACGCUCGCGCAACAAUUGCAAUUACUACUCCAGGGCUGAGAACCAAGUUUGAAGGGAUUGUAUCUACGGUCGUGUCCUUGAGCCAGGAAUUUCUCGACCGCACACCCCGCGAGGAUCCGGUUACGCCUCACCGAGCCCAGCCUUGGAACGCACUUUAUAUUCCCUUUACCUCGGGAAGUACUGGGAGGCCGAAGGGAAUUGUCAUUGAACACAGGAUGUUUGCUUCGAGUGCAGUGGCUCACGGCGAACUCCUCGGAAUCGGCUCGCAGUCGAGAGUAUUCCAAUUUGCUGCCUAUACAUUCGAUGUGAACUUCGCGGAUAUUCUCACCUCAUUGAUUCGAGGGGCUUGCAUCUGCAUUCCAUCUGACAUGGAAAGAAUGAACGACAUUGUUGGAGCAAUCAACCGAACAAGAGCAAAUUCCGCAGUUUUAACUCCAACCGUCGCGGCCAUGUUUACCCCAGAAGAGGUUCCGACUUUGAAAACGCUUAUACUUGGUGGUGAACCCUUGACUAAGGAGAAUGUUCGAACAUGGGCAGAUCAUGUUAAUCUGUGGAACACCUACGGACCAGCCGAAUGCUGUGUGUACUGCACCGCGUAUCCUCUUCGCACUACGAACAGUGAUCCAGCCGUUUUGGGUCAUGCCAUUGGAUCGGUCAACUGGGUGGUCAACCCAGGAGACCACACCCGGCUUAGCGCUGUUGGGUCUGUCGGGGAGUUGGUUGUGCAGGGUCCAAUGGUCUCCCGUGGCUAUCUCAAUGACCCCGAGAAGACCAAAGCUGCAUUCGUUAAUAACCCACCGUGGCUACCGAUCGAUUCCCCAAAGGAGCAUCGGAGAAUUUAUAAAACGGGAGAUCUCGUGAGAUACAAUUCAGAUGGAACUGUCAGCUUCGUCGGACGCAAAGAUACUCAAGUGAAGAUCCAUGGUCAAAGAGUUGAACUUGGAGAAAUCGAGGCCCAUCUCUCCUUCAACUCCCAGGUCAAGCAUGCACUUCUCGUUGUCCCUAGCGCCGGGCUCUACAUUGGAAGACUCGUUUGUGUGCUCUCACUUGAUGAUCCAUUAGUCAUGAUCGCAAGCAGAAGCGUGAAGGAUAUUGAACUAAUUGACAGUUCCCAGAAGGACACCGCUGCCAAAUUGGUUACAACGACUCGCGACUAUCUAGGAGAGAAGCUGCCUCGAUACAUGAUCCCUUCGGCAUGGGUAGUUUUAAAAGCCAUCCCUCUGAAUGCGUCCCGAAAAAUGGACCGAAAUCUUCUGAAGAAUUGGCUCGAGACAAUUGAUGAGACCACAUAUCGCUCGAUCGCGGAUGUGUCGAAUCCAAAAGCAACAAGACAGCCCACCACAAACCUAGAGAAACAAAUACGCGACGCAAUCAGUGUAGUCCUCGCUUUGCCAAAGGACUCGAUUGGAUUGGAACAUUCCUUUUUGGGUCUCGGUGGAGAUUCCAUUUCCGCGAUGCAACUGAUGUCGCGUCUUCGCACUAUGAAAAUUCGCCUCAGCGUACAGGACAUUUUGCGGUAUCGCACUGUCGAGGUUCUGGCAGUGCAUGCACACGUAACUGAGGAGCUCAGCGACGAUGCGCUGGUGGUUGAAGAAAUCGACGACUGGGUCGAUCUCGCCCCGAUCCAAAAUAUGUUCUUUGAGAAGCAGCCCAAUGGGCAGAACCAUUUCAAUCAGAGCUUUGCGCUCAAACUCGCAAGAAACAUUCCGGAAAAUGAAAUCGAACAGGCAAUACGGACUCUAAUUGACCGACAUGCCAUGCUUCGCUGCCGUUACGGUAAAAGCAAACCCGAUGGCAUUUGGCGACAGAAGGUCACAUUUGAUACAUCGGAAUCAUUUAUCCUACUGCCUGCACAGAAAAUGAGUUAUGAUAAAAUGGCAGCAACUUUCCGCGAUAUACAGACUCAGCUGGACGUGGAGAAAGGGCCAACUCUUGCUGGGAUAACGUGUUAUGUCCAAGAGGUUCAAUAUAUAUUCUUGACCAUACACCAUUUGGUGGUUGACCUCGUCUCGUGGCGUGUUAUAUUGGAGGAACUGGAGGAGUUGGUGGUCUCUGGAACGCUUCAGUCAGAGCCCAGUAUGGACUUUCGAAACUGGGUCAAGUUACAGGCUCAAUAUGCUUCCCACAGUCUGUCAUCAGAGGAUGUACUCAGGGCCGAUGCUCCGAACCCUGAUUUUGACUACUGGGGAAUGUUGGAGCAGCCAAACAUAGUCGGGGAUACUAUCGAAACAUCAUUUCUCCUUGACAAAGAAAGAACGACCCUUUUGCUGGGAGAUAGUCAAGAGAUCUUAGGGACUCAACCGGUGGAAGUGAUGGUGGCAGCCCUCGUUCAUUCAUUCCGCUAUGUCUUCCCCGAUCGACAGAUUCCAGCAGUAUUCAUGGAAGGCCAUGGUCGCGAGUCCUGGGAUCCAGCUAUUGACAUCACACGCACAGUAGGAUGGUUCACCACAAUCUACCCGGUCAGUGUUGAGCUGGGUAGUGGUGACGAGUGGUUCGAGACGGUGAAGAGGACCAGGGAUGCUCGGCGACGACUGCCUCGUAACGGAUGGUCAUACUUCACUGCCAGGCAGCUCAACCCUCAAGCAGAGCAGUCGGUCGACGACAAUAAAAUGGAAAUCCUAUUCAACUACCUUGGCUUAUAUCAGCAGUUCCAGAGGCCGGACUCACUGUUUCAACCAUCCGGAAUUUCUGGACAAGAACUCCAGGAUUUCAGCUCCACCAUGGAACGGUAUGCCUUGUUCGACAUCUCAGCCGCUGGUGAGAAUGGAUGUCUGCGCUUCACGUUCACGGUCAACAAAUAUAUGCAGCAUCAGUCCGAUAUUCAGGAGUGGGUGAGGGAGUGCCACCGUGUUUUGGCGGAAGGCAUCGAUCAACUCAUGGAACAACCGGACGUCGCAACUUUGGGAGACUUUAGCAGAAUGAUGGACACGCCUUCGGGAAUCCGCAGAUUGACCGAGGAAAUCCUACCUGCAAUUAACGUUUCAGGUAUUGAUCAGGUCGAAAGUAUCUCGCCCUGUUCGCCAAUGCAGCUUGGAAUCUUGCUGGGCCAACUGAAGUCGCUCGGUGCCUACGAGCUGUACACUAUUCAGGAGGCAAUUGGUGGUGGAAAGGGCGACGAUAAUGCCGCGAGAAUUUUGACGGCCUGGCAACAAGUUAUAGACCAUCAUGCGGCUUUGAGAACGGUUUUUAUUCGGAGCACUGAAUCUGACACGCUAUGGGGCCAACUGGUGUUGAAGCACAUGCAAGCAUCCGUUCAAAAGAUAACGAGUAACGAUCCGAUCGCGGCUCUCAAAAAGACUGAGCCGAUGGGGGCUGCUGAUGGGAUCGCUGCGCAUCGGUUUACCUUGUGUCAUGGAGCGAACGGGCAGUUGUUCUUCAAGCUUGAACUCAGCCAUGCUCUGGUUGACGGGAGAUCCGUGCAGGUUAUCUUACGGGAUAUCAAACGUGCAUUCAACGGGCAACUCGGCAAAGUCUCGGCAGCGCUGCCUUAUACCGAGUAUGUCACUUUCCUCCAACAGCAACGGAAGCGAUCAUCCCUAGGAUAUUGGAAGGCCUAUCUACAGGGCAUCCAACCAUGCCAGUUUCCCAUUCUAGAUGAUGGCCGUCCUCAAAUUCACCAGUGGGAGACCGUGAGAGUCGAAGUGCCAGAAGCGACCAACACGGUCAUACGCCAAUUCUCAGACACUUACGGCAUCACUCUCGCAAAUGUUGUACAAACUGCUUGGGCAUUUGUUCUCCGGACUUUUACAAACAGCCAAAGCGUCUGUUAUGGCUAUCUGACAUCUGGUCGUGAUGCUCCCCUUGCAUACAUUGAGGAUGCAGUUGGACCUUUCAUCAACAUGCUGGUUUCCCGAGUGGAAUUCGACAACUCGACCUCAGCCCUAAAUAUUCUGCAGAAAAUUCAGGAUGACUUCUUGCGGGGUAUGGCUCAACAAUACGUAUCUUUGGGUGAGAUGCAACAUGCUAUUGGGAUGUCAGGGCAACCUCUCUUCAAUACUGCCAUUUCCUUCCAGAGGCGAUCCACACCAAGCGAUUCGAGCGAACUUUCUCUGAUUUCGGUUCACGAAUAUGACCCAUCAGAGUUCGAUAUCGCAGUCAACGUGCUCAUGGGCCCCGAUGGAACAGAUGUUCAUCUCACGUACCAGACUUCCAGGAUCUCAAGUGGACAGGCCACCAACAUCGCCGGUGUAUACAGAACCAUCAUUUCCUCGCUUUUGGCAAACCCAGAGACACUGGUAUCAGACUUGGACCCGAUGAGCACGCACAGCAAAAGCCAACUGCAACAGUGGACUGCUAAUGUACCACCUGCGAUCAAUUCCUGUAUCCAUCAUGUGAUAUCAGAGCAAGCGCGCAAUACACCGAAUGCCCCUGCACUUCACUCCUGGGAAGGUGACUAUACCUAUGCUGAACUGGACACUGCCUCAACCCGACUGGCACGACAUUGGUCUGGUUACGGUAUCAAACCGGAUGAAUGCAUCCCGUUGUGUUUUGAGAAGUCCUUAUAUACUGCUAUUGCAUUGCUAGCUGUACUCAAAGCUGGCGGUGCUUUCGUGUUGCUUGAUCACAACCACCCCCCUGACCGCCUCAAAGGGUUAUUAAAUGAUCUCAAUGCAAGAUUUAUCAUCGCCUCGCCGAAAACCCUUGAAUACUGUCAAACUUUGAUUGAGGAGGUGCUUGUCGUGUCGCCAUCAAUGCUUGAUUCCUUACCGAAGGGUGUUGACACCGCAAUCUCAACAACCGUCACCCCCCAAAACAUAAUGUAUGUCCAGUUUACCUCUGGGUCUACCGGCAAGCCCAAGGGUGUAAUUGUCGAGCACUCUGCUGCGUGUUCCUCUGUUCAAUACCACGGAACGGUGAUGGGAUUUGGCCCUAGUUCUCGUACAUUCCAGUUCUCUUCAUACACAUUCGACGCGGUCAUUAUGGAGAUUUUCACGACACUGUAUUAUGGCGGUUGCGUGUGCAUACCUUCAGAUCAUGACCGAAUGAGCCACAUGGUGGAGGCCAUGCGGCAGAUGGAAGUCAAUAUCAUGUUUACGACCCCAACCCUCGCCCAGCUGUUUGAACCAGCGGAUGUGCCCACCUUGAAGACACUGAUCGUUGGUGGUGAACUCAUCGGCACUAACACCACCGAUACCUGGGCGAAGGAAGUUAAACUGCUCGGGGCAUAUGGUCCUGCCGAGUGCACUGUCUUUGCAGCGUACAAUCCACUGAGCACCAACGACUUCCGGCCGGAAGUGAUUGGAUACCCUGUUGGCUCGGUGGCCUGGCUCGUGGACCCCUGGAACGAUACCAGAUUAGUCCCGGUUGGCGCUGUGGGAGAACUCAUUGUCCAAGGCCCGAUCGUUGGGCGAGGCUACCUCCAUGACCCACAGCGCACAGAGGCGAGCUUCCUUUCGAAUCCAGUCUGGUUGUCGGAAUACAACGGCAGCCGACAGCACCGAUUGUACAAGACGGGCGACCUUGCUCGCUAUAAUUCGGACGGAACACUCACUAUUCUCGGACGAAAAGAUACUCAGUUCAAGCUGAACGGACAACGGAUUGAAGUCACUGAAAUUGAACACCACAUCAAGGCUCACUUUCCACAGGUACUGCAGGUUGCCGCAGAUGCCGUAAGCCCAUUGCAUAUUGGUGGGCGGGCGUUGCUUUCGGUCUUUAUCAAGCUGCAGGGUAUGGCCGGCCAGGCCCAAGACGCAGCUGAUAUUCUUUUACCGAUGACCAAUGGUUGUCGCGCAACAAUGUUUGAGAUUGAAACGCUUCUAGCGAAGGCUAUGCCGCCGUACAUGAUUCCCCGGUUGUGGUUUCCCAUUUCCCGGAUGCCGUUGUCCACGUCGGGAAAGACAGAGCGCAAGGUGUUGAAAGCGUUGGGUGCUUCACUCUCAGAGACACAAGUCGAACAGUAUGCUUUGGGUGGUGGAACCAAGCGAGAGCCCUCAACUGAGAUGGAACGCAAACUGGCUAAGCUCUGGCAGCGUGUACUCAAUGUUUCUAAAGUCGGCCUGGAAGACAGCUUCUUUCGACUCGGGGGUGAUUCAAUCACAGCCAUGCAACUCGCCUCCGCGGCUCACAAAGCGGGAAUGCAACUUCCAGUGGCCGACAUCUUCCACAAUCCUCACCUGCUUGACAUGGCUGCCAACAUAUCCAACUCGCAGACAACAAACAAAAUCGUUGAGGCUGAUGUUGUGAGGCAGUUCGGUCUUUUGAGCACCGGAAUCAAUGUGCAGCACUUUGUCGAAUCUGCCGCAGAAAAGGCCAACAUCGAAUCCGACUGGGUGCAAGAUCUCUACCCUUGCACGCCGCUACAAGAGGGCAUGAUGGCGCUGACUACCCGGGAUGUAGGCUCCUAUGGCUGGCAAGAUGUCCUGGCACUUCCUUCCGCCAUGGAUUUAGAUCGCUUCCGUUCGGCAUGGCAAGCAAUAGUUGAUGAACUAGGAAUAAUGCGAACACGGCUGGUUCAAAUGGAUCACCACGGUACCUAUCAGCUUGUCAUCCAGCCAAAGCACAGCGCUAUUGCCUGGCAGUACAGUGAGUCGCUGGAAGACUACCUCUGCCAGGACAAAAAAGAACCAUUCGGCUAUGGGACGCCUUUGUAUCGAUUUGGCAUCAUCCACCAAGGGUCCAAAACAUAUUCUGUUUCCAGCGCGCACCACACCAUAUUGGAUCGUUGGUCAAUAUCUUUGAUGAUGGACCGCCUCUCAUAUCACUAUUUGUUACAAAAGGCACCUCCCACUCCGCCGUUCAACAGGUUCAUCAAAUGGAUGUGCUCUCUUGAUCCAGAAGCCUCCGAUCGAUACUGGAAGUCACGCUUUGGUGGUUUGGCUGCCGUGGAUUUCCCUCGAUCUGUACCAGGCCAUCGGUCGCGAGCAACAGCUGUGGCGAAACACUCUGUCCCUACAUCAUCUAUGAUGACCUCAGCCAAUAUCACCGUGUCCACACUUCUCAGAGCAGCAUGGGCAGUCGCCAUCAGCCAACACACCGGCUCAGAAGAUGUGGUGUUCGGGAUGACGCAAACCGGUCGCAAUGCUUCUGUGACAGGCAUCACGGAUAUUGUGGCACCGCUCAUCACAGUCGUACCUUUCAAAGUUGUGGUUGGGAAGCAGGUGUCGGUCGCCGAGUUCCUGCAGGGAAUCCAUGAAGACACAGUUUCUAUGAUUCCUCAUGAACAUGCUGGUCUACAACAUAUUGCCCAGCUCAAUGAGGACUGCCAGGCGGCCUGUAAAUUUCAGAAUCUACUCGUGAUUCAAUCACAGCAGCAUCAGCAACAAGCAAAGCUCCCCUUGGGCCUUGAGCGCCUCGAUAUGGUGGAAAAUGAUGUUUUGGCUUAUGGAAUUGUCUUGGUGUGCGACCUCACUGACAGUGCAGUGGUCCUUCAAGCUGCGUUUGACCCAGGAGUAAUCUCGCCAAUCAAGAUGGACACCUUAUUGGCACAGUUUGGUCACUUCUUCCAGCAGCUAUACAAUUAUCAGUCGGCUCUCUUGCUUCUAAAGGAUCUUCCGCUCGUCGGUGACCAUGAUCUCGAGCAGUUGAUGGUCUGGAAUCGACCACGUAGCGGUGAGCGGGUCGACAGAUGUGCCCAUGAGUUGAUAUGUGAGCGCGCAACAGUCCAGCCUGAGUCAUUGGCCAUUGAUGCUGCAGAAGGCCAAUUCACAUAUGGUCAAUUGGACGAUAUUUCCACCAGACUCGCUCACUACCUUCGAGACUCUUAUGGAGUCGGUCCCGAAACAAUCAUUCCUCUCUUCUUCCACAAGUCUGCCUGGGCUGUGGUUUCCAUUCUUGCCGUGAUGAAGUCAGGGGGUGCUUUUGUCUUUCUAGAUCCCGCUCAUCCCAUGGAUCGCUUGAUGUUCAUUGCACAGCAAGUCAAGGCGACAUCCAUUAUCACCACUCCAGAACUCUCGUCUACAUGGGGGUCGACCGCCCUGAAACCGCUGGUGAUCACCGAGAGUUUCCUCCACGGACUUCCUAUUCAAAAGCAGCUACCUGUGACCGGUGUAAAGCCACACAAUGUCCUUUAUGUGAUCUUUACGUCUGGAAGUACUGGAACACCCAAGGGCUGUGUGGUCGAACAUGCGUCUUUCCUCAGCGGCGCUGUCCAACACGCUCAACGAAGCAGGUUAACUCCUGGCACUCGGGCCCUCCAGAUGGCACCAUAUACCUUUGACGUCAGUAUUCUGGAGACACUGACAGGUUUGUUGUCUGGUGCUUGUCUCUGCCUGCCUAGAACAGAACACUAUAAUGCUCCUGUUUGCCAGAUCAUCCAAGAUUUGAAAAUCACUUGGAGUUUCCUGACCCCGUCCGUCGCUCGAACAAUCAGCCCCAAAGACUGUCCCAGUCUCAGAACUCUCAUUCUUGGUGGAGAGCCACUAUCGCGCGUGGACGUUGAGACUUGGGCGGACCCAGUUCAUUUAUGCAAUGGUUACGGUCCCAGUGAAUGCUCAGUUGCUGCUACGGCCAACACCAAUAUUACCGUGGAGACUGAUCCGGCCAAUAUCGGAAGCACGAUGUGCUGCAACGCCUGGGUAGUCGAUUCAGAGAAUGCCAACGUUCUGUUGCCUAUCGGUGCAAUCGGAGAGCUCCUCAUUCAAGGUCCAAUUGUCGCUCGGGGAUACCUAAAUGAGCCGGAGAAAACCAAGGCUGUCUUCAUCGACACGCCUGCCUGGUUGGAUCGAUUUGAUUCAACCAUGAUGAUGGAGCGUCUGUAUCUGACAGGAGAUUUGGUUCGAUAUAAUGAUGAUGGCACAGUGUAUUUCGUCGGUCGUAAAGAUACGCAGGUCAAGCUCCGUGGGCAGCGAAUUGAGCUAGGCGACAUUGAACACCACACCUCUACCCAUCCGUCAGUCAGACAUGCUGCAGUCGAACUUCCCACGGUCGGCAGGUAUCGAGACAGCUUAGUGGCUGUGAUGUCACUACGCAACAUAGUUCCACACUCAUCUGAUGUGCCGACCGACGAGGAAGACCUUGUGCCAGUCUUCGGCGAGCAACUGGAUGCAGUCCGCAAGUCCAUCUCAGAUAUACGGACAUAUCUAGUGCAACACCUACCUCCGUACAUGGUACCAGGCUCUUUUAUUGUGCUCAACAAUAUUCCACUCUUGGGAUCAGGCAAAAUCAAUCGUCCGAAGAUAAAGGCCUGGCUGGGUACCAUGAGCACCGACAUGCAGGAGCAGGUGGCUGCCCAAGCGUCCUUACCGGCAACUCAUACCGCAUCUUUAAUUUCUGAUGAUCAGACAACUGCUCUCGCUAUCAGCGACCGCAUUACACACCUUCUCGCGAAAGACGACGAGGAAUAUGCGAUGGCUAUUCGCAACCGAGACAUCGCCCUGGCACCUGCGGGCUUAAACUCCAUUUCCGCUGUCUCUCUUGCGGCCUAUAUCAAGGACGAAUUCAGCGUUCAGCUCUCGAUCGAUAGCUUGCUAGAGGCAUCGAUGACCGUCUGUGGUGUCGCACACAUGAUUGACAAUUCCAGGGGCGACUCUGCGGCAACCAGUACGUCGUCUUCGUUAAAUUUGUCUUUGAAGAUUGAAAAGGCAAUUGCAGGCUUUGAUCAAAAGGCCGCAUCUGGAUCACUGCAAAUUCCUCAGUUGCCCAGAGCACAACACCCUGAGACGAUCUUGUUGACGGGCGCGACUGGGUUCCUGGGGAGUCAGAUCCUCAGACAACUGUUAGAGCUAUCGCAAAUCAAACGCGUGAUUACCCUGGUACGUGCUCCAGACCACAACCAAGCCACAGCCAGAGUGAUUGAAUCUGCUCGGAAAAGCAAAUGGUGGCACGAUAGCUAUACCAAUCGCCUUGAGGUCUGGGUCGGCGACUUGUCACAACCGGACCUAGGACUAGAUGCUGCUAGAUGGCGCUGUAUUGAGGCCCAGUCAGAGUCGUCUUGUCCCAUUGACGCGAUCAUCCACAACGGAGCAAUCGUCCACUGGGGUUUCGACUACCAAGGUCUUGAGGCUGUCAACGUCACUAGCACAGUUUCUCUCCUGGCUUCGCUCACCCGGUCGCCGAGACCACCGCGUUUCACGUUCAUCUCGGGUGGUCAGAUAUUCUUUGGAGACGAUGAUGACCACGACGAAGUCGAGUCGUUCGCCCAGACAAUGAGAACCGCCGGUGGAUAUGCGCAAACCAAGUACGUAGCCGAACAGCUAGUGAAGGAGUUCGCCCGGAGAUACACCACAUCGAUUGCGACUAUCGUGAAGCCGGGGCUGAUCGUCGGAACCGUCGAUUCCGGGGUGUCAAAUACGGAUGACUUUUUGUGGCGGGUUGUGGCCAGCGUGGUUGAGAUUGGGGCAUUCAACAGCACAGGAUUGGACGGCCUCAUCCUCGUUUCUGGUGCCCACCAGGUUGCUUCCGCCAUUCUAACAGAUGUUCUCCAUCCCCAGCCUCACGGCCAUAAUGUGGAAACUACCAUUCGGUAUGGUAUCCACGUCGGGGAGCUAUGGGAAAUGUUACGCGAUGAAUUCGGUUACGAACUCGAAGCCAUCGACGCUGCAGAAUGGUUGGGCCGGUUAAGAUCGCAAUUGGAAGCGCGUGGUGAGAAGCAUCGUUUGUGGCCAGUUUUCCAUUUGCUGGAAGCCACCGGCGGGCGCUUGGGUGUCCCUAUGCCGGCCCAUCUGCAGCAGGACGAGCACAAGAAUGAGGUCCAGGCUUCUCUCCGAAAGAGCAUUUCUUAUUUGAGGGAAAUUGGGUACUUAUCGGGAGCCAAGACUGUCAAUGGAGAGACCUCCUUGCCGAAGGAAUCUGUCUUUGCACGCUCAGGUGGAAGAGUGCAGAUAUGA
Messenger RNA from Penicillium samsonianum, 13206 nucleotides. RefSeq lists its product as uncharacterized. Gene Ontology annotation, biological process: amino acid activation for nonribosomal peptide biosynthetic process; secondary metabolite biosynthetic process. Bases 1 to 13206 code for a protein of 4401 amino acids. NCBI's taxonomy places the organism in Eukaryota, Fungi, Ascomycota, Eurotiomycetes, Eurotiales, Aspergillaceae. Gene Ontology annotation, cellular component: cytoplasm. Gene Ontology annotation, molecular function: transferase activity; phosphopantetheine binding. The transcript has a single exon. The record is from RefSeq and is a predicted model, not a curated record.